This is a messenger RNA of Knipowitschia caucasica, 663 nucleotides long. NCBI's taxonomy places the organism in Eukaryota, Metazoa, Chordata, Actinopteri, Gobiiformes, Gobiidae. The record is from the annotation of a GenBank genome assembly.
AUGCCUCCAAUUGACUCCUGGCUGGGCAGCUGGCUGUGCGGCGAGGAUUCAGCUCAGAGAGGCCUGGCCUGGGUGCUGAGGCUGACAGAACUGAUCCAAGCUGUGACGUUACAACCACCAACGCAAGUGGGCGGGUGCCCGCCCAACGGCCGUGGCCCUCCAGUGUGCUGGACGUGUGGCAGGCAGGCCAUAUCAGUGUGCGCGGGUGCCCCAGAACUCGGGGGCGGUCGGGAAACGCUCGGGGUCUGUGUAAAAGGGCCCACACCAGUCCCCCAGCCCCUGUGUCCCUCCCCUAUCGUGGCACAUGUUGUACGGGGCCCCAACACGCUAGUCUGGGGAGCCGGGCUCCCUCCCACAGAAGCAGAUGACAGCGACAUCGGAAUUUCGAGGGUGGUGGUCUACGCUGGAGCAAUUCGGGAAUUUUGGGCACAAGGUUUGGGUGGAGAAGGCAUCAGCACUGUAGGAGGAAAAGGGUCUUCGGUUCAGGUGUCACAGAUCACACCUUCUUCUCAAUGUUGGGGCGACGAGCUGCAGGUACACCAGGAAAUGUGCUUUGGCAGACCCAACACACCCUGGCUGUCCCACAGGACGGAAUCGCUCGGAGGCUACAGGGACUGCAUGGAGCCAGCUCAUGGUUUGCUCCGUGGGGACCGCGCUGACUAA